UCCAGUUCGAGCUCAGCAUCACCCGUGGUGGUUUCGCGCGCGUUAUACAAUUGGUGAAUUCAAUUUUUUCCGAAAAAGAAAGAAUUUUUCUCCUUGCAAAAAAAUUUAAAAAAAAAAUACAUUAUACUCGGGGGAAAAAGUUACUAUAAAAAUUGUAAAAAAAAAAAAAAUUAUAAUGUUUAUAAAGAAAAAAAUUCAAAUUUUCUUCUAUUAAAAACUGGAAGUAUAUCGAUCAAGAUUUUGCGAAUUAUAUUUUAUACAGAAAAAUUAAGUUUUUAAAGGAAAAAAAAAAAUGCAAAAAUGGAAAACAAAAUAGGAAAGUGUUUAUUGGAUCAUGUGAAACUUUAUGAAAGUGAUAAAGGUCAAUGUCGCCGAAGAAAAAGUGUCCUGGAACGAGAUUUGUGCUUUAGGAUUGAUGAUAGUGUAUAGUGAGUGAAAGUUAAGUUUUUAAAAAAAAGAAAUCAAAAGUGUUUUUAUAAAAGGAUCAAAAAAGUGUUUCAAAUACAAAUAAUGUGGAAGUGGUAAUAUUUUGGAAAAAUAAAAAACAAUUUUUCUUGAAAAGGAAGCUGUUGGGAUUAAUGCUAAAUUCGAAAUAAUUAUACAAAACAAGUAAAGCUGUGACCGCCAAUGGGUCGAGCGAAUGAACGCAGAUGGAAAAAUCAAUUAAUCAAAUUCUCGUUAUCGCACACAACGAGUUGAAUAUAAAUUAUCAAGUUUACUUGACUUAUUGUCAUUUUGUUUUUAAAUUGAAUUUUUUCCCACAAAAAUUGGGCUAAUUAUUAUAUAGAUAUAUAAAAUUGAAUAAAAAAAAAAGAAAUUAACGUAAUGAAAUUUAAUUGAGGAAGAAGUUGUUGUUUCAUUGUAAAUCAAAUGGAUUGCAAUUAGAAAAGUGGUUUACUCUCCUCAGGUGCAGUGAGAACAAUCGACAAUCAAUCGGUUUUAGAAUUGUGAAUUGGAGUAGUGUUAAAUUAAAGUUCUAUGGGUGGAGCGCGCAAGUAGUCCUACAUAGGAAUUCAAGUGUUUCCAAGGAGUUGCUCCUUUUAAGUUCCUUCAACCUCGCAAAGAACAAUCCUUUUCUUCCCUAUCGUGUCUUCCAUUUCCCACCUUCAUUCCAAACUUCUUUCUUCUUCUUCUUCUUCUUUUUUUCCCCCUUUCUCGUGAGGACGCCUUAACUCAACUGGAAAAAGACGUACUUUGCAAGGAAUUUCUCAUGGAAAUCUGAUGAUGGCUACUAUCAGCUUUUUGAAACUACUGCUGCUGAUCCUCGGAAGCUCGCAUGUUCUGCGUGCUGACCCUGUUAUAUCGCCGACUGUCAAAAGUACAGGAGGCUCUAGUUUAGCAAGUGUCGUUGCAGGGAGUAAUAAGCCCACAAGAGCGUGGGAUAAACCUUAUUUUGACGACGUCUCGCCGCGAAAUGUCACGGCAAUCGUUGGUCAAAUGGCAGAAUUAAACUGUCACGUUAAACAUCCUGGUGACCGAACGGUUUCCUGGAUGCGUAAAAGGGAUUUACACAUAUUGACAUCGUCAAUUUUCACAUAUACAGGGGAUGGAAGAUUUUCAGUGAAACAUCCUGAAGUGUCUGAUGAGUGGAGAUUAAGGAUCGAAUAUGUCCAGCCAAGAGAUGCCGGCAUCUACGAAUGUCAAGUUAAUACAGAGCCAAAGAUGAAUUUAGCCUUUAUGUUGAAAGUGGAAGAAAGUAGCCCUGUCCCUGCCACCACACCGAACGCCAUUCAUCGGACGUUCAGCUCAGCUGCACAAGCGAAAAUCCUAGGACCAGAAGAUGUCUACGUGAAGAAAGGUAGUACUAUAAGCCUCACGUGCACGGUUAAUGUGCAAAGUACACCCCCGAGCAGCGUUUCGUGGCAUCACGGGAGUGCAGUAGUGGAUUUCGACAGUCCCAGCGUUCACCACAGGGGCGGAGUUUCCUUGGAGACGGAGAAAACUGAGAGUGGAACGACAAGUAAGCUCUUGGUGACACAAGCCAGAUUGAGCGACAGCGGAAAUUACACCUGCAUACCUAGUAACGCAAAUCCUGCCAGUGUGAUGGUCCACGUACUGAAUGGUGAGCAUCCAGCAGCAAUGCAGCAUGGUGGUAGUUGUGGUGUGGCUCCAACAAUCCUUCUAGCAACUUUAACCCUCUUAGUGGCAAAUUUACUGAGGUGAGCAGUCUCUCUGCGAUAAUACGACAAAUUUCAAGAAAGUUACCUAAUUAUAUAUUAAAAAAAAAAAAAAAAAAAAAUUACGAAAAAAUCUUUUGAUUCUACAAUCAAAAACAAUAUUUAAUUAAAAUGGACAACUCAAUAAAAAAAAAAAACCCAUCACAAAAACGUUGAUGUAAGACUUGGAUAUGAAAAAAAAAUUCCAUAGAAUCAUAGACAAAUCUGUGUGAGUAAAAGUGACUUUUUUAAGUGUUAAUAUCAACGAAAUUCCAAAAAUGGUUCUUGUACCUUCUUCAAACUAAAAUAUUAUUAUUCAAACGAGAAACCCGACAAUUUGUACAGGUGUGAGUGCAAAAUGAAAAUAAUUAUUAUUAAGUGAAUGAAAAUAAUUCGAAAACAUUUUUGCGAAUUAAAAAAAAAAAUACUUUUUGUAAGAAACGUAUUAUUAUUUCACAAUACACUGAUGUAAAUUAACACAAUUUUAGAGAUGAAAAUUUUUGACUGUUUUAAAAAGCAAUGUAGAAUACUGGUAGAAUUAAAGAAACAAAAAAAAAAAUUUAUUAAAUAUUUUUUAAAAAUUACUUUUUUCCCAAUUUUAUAUUUAUAAAAUCAGUAAAUUAUAUACUGAUUAAAAAUUGUUUGGGGGUUUUUUCUUUUUUGUUUUAUUAUAUAAGGAUAAAUGACAUCGUAAUAUCGUUAAAAAAAAGUGGGUGUGAGAAACGAGCUCAUAAUGCACCUUUCGCCAGAACAUGAUAAUACUCGUAGGUAACAUUUAUUAUAAGAUUAUGAAUCUUUGUACAUAUAAAGAAUAUCAACAAAUGAGCCUGAUGUACAGAAUUAUAAAUAUAAAUAUAUAUUCAAUGGCUCAAGAAAAAAAAAACAAAAAAAAAAAAGUUCUAAUACGAAUCGUGAAAAUCAAUUUCAAAAGCGAAACGUUUUAACAUUUUAAGUCUGUUUAAAUUUAAUAUAAUUUAUAUAUAAAUAUAUAUAUAUAAAAAUAUAAAUAUAAUAUAAAUGAAUGUACAGAAACAAAAA
Messenger RNA from Leptopilina boulardi, 3194 nucleotides. RefSeq names its product basement membrane-specific heparan sulfate proteoglycan core protein-like. Gene Ontology annotation, cellular component: neuron projection membrane. The transcript is spliced from 8 exons. Gene Ontology annotation, biological process: synapse organization. The record is from RefSeq and is a predicted model, not a curated record. NCBI's taxonomy places the organism in Eukaryota, Metazoa, Arthropoda, Insecta, Hymenoptera, Figitidae. Bases 1222 to 2163 code for a protein of 313 amino acids.